CUGGCAAUUGGCAAGAGCGUAUAGGAAGGAAUGAGCGUUGUUGUUCAUGCUAUCCUCGUUCUUCUCAUCUUCUCAGUAGCUUCGUCUUCUUCCACUACCAGUGGCAAUGAAGAAGAACAAACGAAGAGAGUCAUUUGGGCCAAAGGAGGCCCUGAUUCUGUGGUUUGGGUGGUUCAGCUCUCCGAUCUUCAUUUCAGCAUCCACCAUCCCGAUAGAGCCCUCGACUUUCGCAAUUUCGUCGGUCCUGCUCUUUCCAUGAUCAAUCCUUCACUCGUCCUCGUCACCGGCGACCUCACAGAUGGAAAAAGCAAGGAUUUGCUGACAAUGAAGCAAAAUGAGGAUGAAUGGAAAGAAUACCAGAAUGUAAUGGAAGAUGUUAUCAAAAGGAGUGGACUCAAUAAGGAGGUUUUCUUUGACCUUAGAGGCAAUCAUGAUAGUUUCGGUGUUCCAGUCGUUGGUGGUUCAUCUGAUUUCUUUUCCAAAUACAGCAUCAAUGGGCAGUUAGGCCGCAGUGGGAGAAUCACUAGCGUUACUGUUGAGACUCAGGAGCGUAGACAUCUCUUUGUUGGGCUCGACAGCACUAUGUCAGUUGGUUUACGAGGUCCAACUAAUCUUUUUGGGCAUCCCACUGAUGAAUUGCUGAGUGAUCUAGAUUUGCAGCUCUCACAUUGGGACUCUCAGUCAGAAAAACCGGUUUCCAAGAUUUCCUUUGGGCAUUUUCCACUUUCAUUCUCCGCACCAUCAGGUUCUGGAAGGACCUUGGAAGAUGUUUUCCUUAAGCAUUCAAUAUCAGCUUACCUGUGCGGGCAUCUCCAUAGUAGAUUUGGUAAGAAUUUAAAGCGACACCAUCAGUUGAGCCCUCAUUUUUCAUCCCUCCAGAAGUUUUUUCAGUUUAACGUGCACCAAAUAUCAUUUGAAAGUAAUGUGAACUGUUCAAUUGGGCCCCCACCAAUCCAAGAAUUUUGGGAGUGGGAGAUGGGUGAUUGGAGAAAGAGACGAUUCAUGCGAAUUUUGUCUAUUGAUAGUGGCCAUGUAUCAUUUGUUGAUGUUGAUUUCAAAGCAGGGACCAAAAAGACAAUUAUCUUGCCAACUUUCCCUCUAGAUUCACGCAUCAUGUUGACAUCUUUGUUCCAUCACAAGUAUGAAUGUCAAUCUGUCACCGCUUCAUCUUUUGAAUCAAUAAGAGCUCUGGUCUUUUCCAUUUCUCCAAUCGUCUCAGUUGUGGCUAGGGUCUAUGACUCUAGAUAUGGGAAUCUUGAUUUAGUUUUGGAAGCACAUAUGAUCAGACAUGCUAAUGAGACCUCUAGGGGAGUCCUCUAUGUUGCUCCAUGGAAUUACCAAGCCUUUGAGGAUGCAUCUCCUCAUAGAUAUUGGCUUCAAAUUGAAGCAACUGACAUCAUGAACAGAUCAACUUUGACUGAAUUAAGGCCAUUUUCUAUUAACGGUCAUAGUGUCAAGCUUUCUUGGAGCUGGAAGGAGUUUUUUGUUAUGGGUUGUCAAUGGCCUGCCUUGUAUUAUCCAAUGUUCUGGUCUUCCUACAUUCUUCUGUUCUUUCUUCUUCUUCUUCCAAUCAUUCUACUUAUUUUUCAAAAGAAGCUUUACACGUACAGGAACUUCAUUGCCACCAGAGGUCUCGGCAAUGGUGUAUUAUGGGUUCAGGAGUUCAGGAGGGUUCGCACAUUAUGGUUUGGUUUUAUUGGAUACUUAUUUUAUCUCAUAUUAUUCCCCUGGUUUAUUGGUCAAGUAUUUACAGAAGGGAACAACAGGGGAUACAUGACCUACAUGGGUUGGGUUGUGAAGAAUCCCAAUGAAAUAUGGAAUCAUGAUUAUAUUGGAUCUCCAGAUAUUAUGAUGAUUGUUCUUCCUCAUCUAUUCUUCGUGCUAUUUCCAACAAUUUUGGUCUCCGCAGCUCUGACUGCAGAAAGAGGGAUUUAUCGGGAACAUAUGUUAUCACGUUCAGGGAAGAAAGUGGACGAUCAUGAUCCAAAGAUUCAAAGAACUGUAUCAAAUGAUGAACAGAGAAGCAGACUUUCAAAUUUCUGUUUAGGCAAGCGACCAAUUCGGACGAUUCUCUGUUUGAUAUGCUUGGCAAUAUGUUGGAAGCAUUUUAUGAAUUGCAGAAGUCUGAUGAAAGCCUAUGAGAUGAAUCCAAUUCUCCAUUUCCUGGGUUAUGGGCUCUCAGUUCCCAUCUUGUUGGCGUUUGCUAUCUGUGGAACCAGAGGGAUCCAAUGAGAAUGACCCAAAAUGUUCACAGUUACCCAACUGGACCAAGCCCUGCAUAUUUUGAACUGUGGCUUAUGACGUCAGAGGAU
Molecule: messenger RNA, 2312 nt
Organism: Neltuma alba
Lineage: Eukaryota; Viridiplantae; Streptophyta; Magnoliopsida; Fabales; Fabaceae
Product: putative metallophosphoesterase At3g03305
Exons: 4
Coding region: 31-2232 (733 amino acids)
Molecular function (GO): hydrolase activity
Source: RefSeq, a predicted model, not a curated record